This is a messenger RNA of Zingiber officinale, 2202 nucleotides long. RefSeq names its product putative leucine-rich repeat receptor-like serine/threonine-protein kinase At2g19230. The coding region runs from base 81 to 2039 and encodes 652 amino acids. The transcript has 11 exons. Gene Ontology annotation, molecular function: ATP binding; protein kinase activity; protein binding. NCBI's taxonomy places the organism in Eukaryota, Viridiplantae, Streptophyta, Magnoliopsida, Zingiberales, Zingiberaceae. Gene Ontology annotation, biological process: protein phosphorylation. The record is from RefSeq and is a predicted model, not a curated record.
UGCCCGUGUGGACCAAUUUCUACACCGACUCCACGGUCCAAAACAUCGACAAUGACCACUACGAGGUGCCUUCCGUCGUCAUGCAGACCGCCGCCAGCCCUACCAACUCCCGCCAGCUCGUCGUCCCCUGGGUCGCCGACCCCGCCGACGUAAACCAGUACUUCUACGUCCUCCAUAUCUCUGAGAUCUUUGACCUCGCCAGCACCGACGAGUCGCGCAGCUUCGACAUUCGCAUUGACAAUAUCUUGAUUGGGAACUUGACCCCGGACUACCUCUAUUCGGACGCUGUGCUCAGCACCCUGCCCCUCGUUCCGUCGCCGUCUUACAACAUCACACUUGAUGCUCUGAGCAGCUCCACCCUUCCGCCCAUCCUCAACGCCGUCGAGGUAUACUCAAAGAUGCGAGAUCAAAAUGUGGCGUCUGAAGAAAAGGACGUUGAUGCCAUGAGGACCAUAAAAUCAUCAUAUCAAAUCAAGAAAAAUUGGGUGGGAGAUCCGUGUUCACCACAAGCUUUAGUUUGGGAUGGAGUAAACUGUACUCAUAACAUCUCAAAUCCUCCAAGGAUCACUACUUUGGAUCUAUCAUCCAGUGGAUUGACCGGUGAAAUAGUCAAAUCUUUUUCCAACCUUGGUGCAAUUGAAUACUUGGACUUGUCUUACAACAACUUGACAGGGACUAUCCCCCCUGUCCUAGCAGAAUUAACAUCCCUCAAAGUUCUAGAUUUAACAAGCAACCAGCUAAAUGGAUCAAUUCCUUCUGCCCUACUUGAAAGGUCACAAAAUGGAUUUUUGACUUUAAGAACUGAAGGUAAUCCAUCUCUUUGUGACAAUGGAACUUCAUGUGGAGCAAUGUCAAGAUCAGGGAAGAAGAAACUAGCAACAUCUACGAUUGCCUUUCUUUGUAUGGUUCCGAUUUUCAUUCUGCUUGUAGUGAUGGCUAUAAUUUGGAGGCUGAAAAGGCCACAGGGGAAUCAAGUCUCCUCCAAUCAAGUAAAAGGCCAACAUCAUGAUUCAUUGGAACUGGAGAUUCGCCAAUUUACGUACCUGGAGUUGAAGAACAUAACUAACAACUUCAAUAAAAUCCUAGGCGAAGGAGGAUUUGGGAUUGUCUUCUUUGGGUGCUUAGAAGAUGGCGCUCAAGUUGCAGUCAAGAUGCAAUCUCAAACAGCAUCACAAGGAGCCAAAGAAUUCCUUGCUGAGGCCCAGCACUUGGCAAGGGUUCAUCAUCGCUAUUUAGUUUCUAUGGUGGGCUACUGCAUCGAUGGAGACUAUCUAGCACUUGUAAUUGAGUAUAUGCCACAAGGAACUCUACUUGAGCAUCUGCGAGGCAAAAGAGUUGGGACAAGAACUUUAAGUUGGCGACAGCGUCUCCAAAUUGCACUUGAAGCUGCUCAAGGACUGGAGUACUUGCACUCAGAAUGCAAGCCACCACUAAUUCAUAGAGACGUUAAGUCUGCAAAUAUUCUUUUGAGUGAGAAUCUGGAGGCCAAGAUAGCAGAUUUUGGGCUGUCAAAAGCUUUCGAUAGUGGGACAAACACCCUAUCAACAAAAGUAAAGGGAACUCCAGGAUAUCUUGAUCCAGAGUACAACGUUUCCUUGCAGCUCAGUGAAAGAAGUGACAUAUUCAGCUUUGGAGUAGUUCUCUUAGAGCUGAUCACAGGGCAACCUCCGAUUUUGCGAACUCCUGAGAACAUACAUAUAGCUCAAAGGGUGCGCCAAGAGUUUGCCAAUGGAAAAAUUGAGGAACUUGUUGAUGCUAGAUUACAAGGGAAUUAUGACAUAAACUCCGUUUGGAUGUGUGCUCAGGUCGCACUAGAUUGCACCUUGUUGUCAUCCCGUGAGAGACCACUCAUGACCCAAGUUGUGACACGGCUAAAAGAGAGCUUGGUACUAGAGACCUCCCAUGGUAGGACUGAGAACCCAGUCACUUGCAGCGAGAACUUGGAAGUCAGCAAUGCAAGCCAGACUAGAAGUGGCGCCCUUCGUAUAGAAGAUAUUGCAAGAAUGUCAGCUGAUGUAAGUGGUCCAUCGGCGAGAUGAUGUUAGGGCAGUCGAGUCUCUUCCAACUGAAAGCUUUGUGUUACCAUCCACAAGGCAUUUGAACUUAUUGUUGUUUCAGCUUUACGAAUCUUUGAAACGAGCCUAUAUGAACGUCGAGAUUAUUCUGUAAUGUGCGCCAGUAGAUGUUCAGAUUUUCAAGUUA